UCACUGAAAAAUCACGAUCUCAAAUUAAGGCGAUCAUACAGGCAAAAGCAUCCGCAAGAAUUGUCAAUUUCCCUGCCUAUUAAUCUACCAUCAUUUGUAUAAGUUGGUGAGAUCUCGGUUUCGAUCGUCCUCCAGCCAAGGCAUCAGGCAUGUCAUGAACAAUUGAACACACACCGGGCAUAUCUAUCGCGCAAGUAGUAGUAGCCGACAAGCUUGCCUGUUCCCAGCGACCUUCUUCUGUUCCAGCCGCCCCCGAACUCAAAACGAUCACGCCAAGUCGCCAACAAUGCAUGCUGGAAGCUGGAUGCCUCGAAUCUCAGCAUGAAUGAUUGAAUGAUUGCUCACUGUGUACUUGUUAUUUUAAUCAAAUCCCUUUCGAAUUUUCGAUGUACCCCUGAGCUGUCCUUCCAUACAUUGGCGAUAAAACUAGAGCUCUGGAGGGCUGGGGUAUAUCCCCGGCCGUCUGCCACCUACCAUAUGGCGUUGGCCGUUGAAACAUCCCCUGUCAUGUGGCACGAGACAACCCAAAAUUAUCCAGUAAACUUAUCGAGUAAGGUUCCUUGUCGCCGUUGAUGACGGCAGCCUCGACGACGAUCGAUCGAUCGAGCCCGUGUCGCGUACUCCCGUGGGUGAUGCCACAUUGCCAUUGCCACGACGACUUCUUCCGCGAAGAACCGUUCGUUUCCACCGACGCUUUUGACACGAGAUAGAGAGAGAGGGGGAAAAUGCUGAAAUUUUAGUCCCACAUCGCUAAACCAGCGCGCGUUCGUGCCUGGUUAUAAGUCGAGUACGGCUAUAGCUCGAGUAACGCGCGGGCCGCGAUCGUGCGAGGGGCACUUGCAUUUCCCCGCGAGAUUUUUACGAUGAAGACCGCAUCGUCGUCGUCGUCGUCGUCGCACGGGUUCCCGGCCACCGCCUCGCUCUGCACCCCGUAUCUCCUGCUGGUGCCGCUCGGCCUCCUCGCCGUGGUGCUCGUCGUCCCCAGCCUCGGCUCCUCCCACGUCCGCUCCGACGGCCUCGGCGUCCUCUGCCACGCCGGCCCAUCCACCGCCGACGGCUACCUCGUCACGCCGGGUGGAGAUGCAGCUUCCGCUGCUGCUGCUGCUGCUGAGACGAAGGCCGUCGUGCGGCCGGAGCUCCGUCUGCUGGUGGGGGUGCUGACGACGCCGAAGCGGUACGAGCGUCGCAACAUCGUGCGCCUGGCGUACGCGCUGCAGCCGGCGGUGCCCCCCGGCGUCGCGCAGGUGGACGUCCGCUUCGUGUUCUGCCGCGUGGCCGACCCGGUGGACGCGCAGCUGGUGGUGCUGGAGGCCGCGCGGCACGGCGACAUCCUGGUGCUCAACUGCACGGAGAACAUGAACGACGGCAAGACGCACGAGUACCUCUCCUCCGUGCCGCGGAUGUUCGCGUCGUCGCCCUACGACUACGUGAUGAAGACCGACGACGACACGUACCUCCGCGUGGCCGCGCUGGUCGACGAGCUCCGGCACAAGCCCCGCGACGACGUCUACCUCGGCUACGGCUUCGCCGUCGGCGACGACCCGAUGCAGUUCAUGCACGGGAUGGGCUACGUCGUGUCCUGGGACGUCGCGACGUGGGUGUCGACCAACGAGGACAUCCUGCGGUACAACGACACGCACGGCCCCGAGGACCUCCUCGUCGGGAAAUGGCUCAACAUCGGCCGCCGGGGCAAGAACCGGUACAGCCUCAGGCCGCGGAUGUACGACCUCAACUGGGACAUGGACAACUUCCGGCCGGACACCGUCCUCGUGCACAUGCUCAAGGACAACCGCCGGUGGGCGGCGGCGUUCAGGUACUUCAACGUCACCGCCGGGCUCCAGCCGUCCAACCUGUACCACUUCCCAUGAUCGAUCAAUUUUUGUUUUGUAUAUUCUGAUUGUUUUUAUUUAAUGUUGUUGAGGCGACGUUGGUUGAUUCCGCCAUGGUAGCGUACGCCAUUCACAUUCUUUCUCUGGAAUUUGUUAUUUAGCAAUUGGUUACAUUAUCUGAUUGCGAGCUGACAGCGUGGCUGAGCCAAAGCGAAUUAAUAGUACAAUCAUUGCACACA
Molecule: messenger RNA, 2068 nt
Organism: Oryza sativa Japonica Group (Japanese rice)
Lineage: Eukaryota; Viridiplantae; Streptophyta; Magnoliopsida; Poales; Poaceae
Cellular component (GO): Golgi membrane
Molecular function (GO): hexosyltransferase activity
Source: RefSeq, a predicted model, not a curated record